AUGACGUUCCUGCGAUCGACCGCUGUAUCAUCCAUCUUUGGCUACUUUCUCGACGUUGGCGACCGGCACAUGGGCAACAUCCUCCUCAACGUGAAGUCGGGCAAGUGCGUGCACAUCGACUUUGAGUGCAUCUUUGGGCGCGCCAGACAUCUUCCCGUGCCCGAGCGCGUCCCGUUCCGCCUCACACGCAACAUCUGCGACGCGCUGUCGGCCAUCAACGACUUCGACGCCUUCCGUACCACGUGCGGGGCCGUGCUUCGCAACCAUCGCGCUGUACUGCGAUGCCACGUCGACAUGUUUGUGCGCACUGAUGCGUCCUUGGCGCCGAAUGUUGUCGCCAUCCUCCAAGCUCUUGACAAGCGGCUCGCCGGUGCAACGAUGGCCGAAAACGCCGACGUAACCAAGAGCUCCGAAGACAUUGCGCGAGACGUCGAGUCGCAAGUCGAGUCGCUCGUGGACGAUGCCAUGUCCAUCGACAACCUCAUGCGCAUGUAUUUGGGGUGGUCUGCACCAUUUUAG
This is a messenger RNA of Saprolegnia diclina VS20, 519 nucleotides long. RefSeq lists its product as hypothetical. The record is from RefSeq and is a predicted model, not a curated record. Gene Ontology annotation, cellular component: nucleus. Gene Ontology annotation, biological process: protein phosphorylation; telomere maintenance; DNA damage checkpoint signaling. NCBI's taxonomy places the organism in Eukaryota, Oomycota, Saprolegniomycetes, Saprolegniales, Saprolegniaceae. The transcript has a single exon. Gene Ontology annotation, molecular function: protein serine/threonine kinase activity; protein binding. The coding region runs from base 1 to 519 and encodes 172 amino acids.